Messenger RNA from Helianthus annuus (common sunflower), 1185 nucleotides. RefSeq lists its product as uncharacterized. The transcript has a single exon. Gene Ontology annotation, molecular function: zinc ion binding; nucleic acid binding. The record is from RefSeq and is a predicted model, not a curated record. The coding region runs from base 1 to 1185 and encodes 394 amino acids. NCBI's taxonomy places the organism in Eukaryota, Viridiplantae, Streptophyta, Magnoliopsida, Asterales, Asteraceae.
AUGUUUGAUUGUAAACCUCAUUACAUUAAUAUACUUCCCCAUUUCAAUGGGAGGUCUAAUGAUGAGCCGUACACGCACUUGGCGGAGUUUUCAUCCAUUUGUAACACUAUCGGGGGGCACAACUUUGCAUUAGAGGAGGUCAAACUUCGCUUGUUCCAAUUUUCGUUGAAAGACAAAGCAAAGCAAUGGUUUCUCACACUUCCGGCGAAUAGCAUCCGGACAUGGGGUGAGAUGCAACAAGUAUUUUUAGAAGAAUAUUAUUCGAUGGCGAAGACCGACGACGCUAGGGAUGAAAUAAGGUCGUUUCGGCAACUAUCGAGUGAACCGUUACAUGAAGCGUUCACUCGAUUCAAAGAAUUGAUGCGGAGAUGCCCACAUCACCAAAUAGAAAAGUGGGAAUUGGUGAAGUGCUUUGUACGUGGUUUGGAUGACGCGACAUGGAAUCGCCUCGAGUCGACGAGCAACUGGACUCUUUUGAGCAAUCAUGAAGAUGACGAUUGGGAAUUUCUUAAGCGGAUGAGCAAACGGUCAAAGGAAAAGGAAUCGGCCGAUAGAGCCAAGAAACAUCUCGUUUCCCGAUCACUACCCGAUCUUGAUUCUAAGGAUCGGAUUUCCACUUUAGAACGGGAAAUGGCUCGUAUGAAAAAGAAAGAGGUGAAUGCGGUCCAAUUCGCGGUGUGUGAGGAUUGUGGGGAUAUUGGCCAUAGGACCGAUCAAUGUCCAACGGGGCCGGGUGAGUACACCGAGGAAGUCAAUCAAGUGUUCGGGGAUAGAAAAAAUAAUGAUAUGAAUUCGAACACUUAUCAUCCCGGAUUGAGAAACCAUCCCAACUUCCGAUAUGGGAAUGCUGCGAAUCAAAUGAACCCAAAUUUUCAACCGGGUAAUCAAAGCGGGUCAUCGUAUCAAAAUCGCCAAGGUGGUAACCAAGGGGGCUACCAACGUAAUUACAACCAAGGUUACCAAGGCCGGGACAGUAAUUACCAAGGUGGGUACCAAAGGAAUUACAAUAAUCAAGGCGGUAAUGGAAGCGGGUCGAACAAUCAAACCGGUGGUGAUGACUUGAGUGCCAAAAUGGAUGCUUUGUUAAAUAUGCAAAAAGAAUCUCACAAUGACAUUAAGGAGAUAAAGAAGACAAACGAGAUUCGGUACAAAGCACAUGAGGCAUUGGCAAAGCAAGUGGGCUAA